Menidia menidia (Atlantic silverside) is the source of this 945-nucleotide messenger RNA. Lineage: Eukaryota; Metazoa; Chordata; Actinopteri; Atheriniformes; Atherinopsidae. The record is from the annotation of a GenBank genome assembly.
UUGAAUUUUUAUGUACCCGUCGCAGAGUAUUUGGAUGAAAGCCCAAUUCAGUUUGGCCAACUCAGCCCCAGCCACAGCGCCAAUGGAAUCCCAUCUCCAGGCUCCCUCUUAGAGUCCACCCUGCCUUCCCACCUCCCCCUCCUGGCCUCCUCUCAGCCCGUCCCUCUUCCCUUCCCCAUGUCUCACGGGACCACCACCUUGGCCUUCGUGUUUCAGGGGGGCGUCCUGGCCGCCGCCGACACUCGCUCCAGCUGCGCCGGCCUCGUGGCGUGCCCGGCCUCGCAGAAGAUCCUGCCCAUCCACAGCCACAUGGUGGGCACCACCUCCGGGACGUCGGCCGACUGCGCGCUGUGGAAGCGGAUCCUGGCGCGGGAGCUGCGGCUCUACCAGCUCCGCCACGGCCGCCGGCUCUCCACCAGAGGGGCCGCCAAGCUGCUCUCGCACAUGCUCCACCCUUUCAAGGGGACCGAGCUCUGCGUGGCCGCCACCCUGUGCGGGUGGGACGGAGGGGAGCUCCACGAUCCCGCUGACGACAGAGAAACAAGACGGAGUCCAGAGACCGACCUGGAAAUCACUGGAGAUGCCUCUGGUGGAAAGGUCUCUGUGCUAAGGUCUUCCUCUGGACCCAGUCUGGUUUACGUCUGCAGCGAUGGCACGCGCCUGAACGGAAAGCUCUUCUCCGUGGGCUCGGGGUCCCCCUACGCCUACUCCAUUGUGGACCAAGGGGUUCACUGGGGACUGACCGUGGAGGAGGCCACAGCAAUCGCCAGAGAGGCGGUGUACCGAGCGACUCACAGAGACGCGUACUCGGGAAACUGUGUAGACGUCUAUCACGUCACCUCUAAAGGAUGGACUCGUAGGAAGAGGGAGGACUUGAAAGAGGAAUACUACCGAGAAAAGGCGAAGCAAAGCCAUGAGGGAGAGACGCGGCGUGACUCUGCGUGA